Messenger RNA from Ictalurus furcatus (blue catfish), 9946 nucleotides. It is a transcript of the gene btbd7, whose product is annotated as BTB (POZ) domain containing 7. The record is from RefSeq and is a predicted model, not a curated record. Bases 2086 to 5103 code for a protein of 1005 amino acids. Gene Ontology annotation, molecular function: protein binding. Gene Ontology annotation, biological process: morphogenesis of a branching epithelium. Lineage: Eukaryota; Metazoa; Chordata; Actinopteri; Siluriformes; Ictaluridae. The transcript has 11 exons.
CUAUAACCGGACGUCUAAAAGCGUUUUAUUCCUCCUACACCGGUGCAAUUUUACCAACCGUGACUAUUUAAUAAUAAUUAAAGAACCAUGUUGUGCUUUUUUUAUCCGUUUCUAGUUACAGUAAACAUUGUGGAACGUCCACUUAUGUUACAGCACCUAUAUACAUACACCUGUCAUGACCGAUGCGUUAUGGGCCUAUCGUACGAUAUGUGGACGUGACCUCGAACGUUAUUACCAACCUCGAUAUCGCCAACGUUUUAGCCGUUCGCGCUGCUUCCGUCCUCUCGUCCGCUCUAGGGCUGUCGGAUUAAAAUUCCAACUUCGAAUAUUCGUCGGAUUUAAGAUAAAAUCGCACAUUCGAAUAUAAAAACGGCGUGUGUUCGUAUUUAAGACGUGUGUAUCGCGAGCACUAGCAGCGGUUUUAAUUAAAACCCUUGAAAACAACAGGUCUGAUAUUAACGGUGCAGUAACGGUGUUUUUAGAAGAAGGUAAAUGUAGAAGGAAUAGCUGUAGUGUUUCAGAUAAUCCAGUCGUAGUCAGUAAUGCGGGGGAUCGAGGAGGCGUUUAAUCUGCGUGAGCUGAAGCGGAGCGGUGACGGAACGGCGGUGAACUGAAGCGCUUUACUAGCGGGUUAAUGAAUUAACUCGCCCGAACGCUUCCUAUACACACACGAGAUUAAUCAGAUAUUUACACACAGCAUAAACACAAUAUUACAACUUGCCAACGCACUUAACGACGCCAAGUUGAACUAACGUUGAAGUACGGCACUAGCUAGGGUAGAACGGGUAAGCCGCGUCGUGAAUACGCCGUUUCCAUAACAACGCACUGUGAAGAACUAAAGCGUAAAGAACGCACGAUAUCGUAUUGCACCGUCUGAAUAUUCUUAAUAAUUAAACGUUCGUUGCUCUUUGAAAGGGCACACUUGCAUUAUUGUAUAAUACACUAUCAUGUCAUCAUUGUGUCCGUGGCUUAAAGCGACAAUAAUAUCGUUUAUCGCAAUUACUUCUGGGACGAUAUAUCGUCCGACACAAGUAUCGCCAGGCCUACAGUAUAUACCAACGUUUCCUCACCACGUCUCUCUUUAAUUCGUUAAUAAGUUGUUAAUGCUUUACUUGUUUAGAAACAGAACUGCGUGACCCAGGAAUAAAUUGCCUCAAUGUGUCUCGGGGAGUGAAUCUUUGAGUCGAUUCGUUUUCAGUUUGAUCCGGUUAAUAUUACUAGGUCAUAUGUGUUCUAUUGUAUCGUACGUGUCUGGAAAACGUCUUCAAGCGUCAUGAGCGAUUUUCUUUAACCAUAUGAUUUGCAGUGCAGUUUUAUUAAUAGGUUUCCUUUGUCCUACAUAUUUAUUCGAGAGCACCUGGGUUUAAGGGCGGGGUGGAGAGACUAAUCGGUGUUUGCUUGUGUUUGGUCUGUACUCUCCGUAUUAAUCACAUUUCAGUAUAACCUGCUUACAGGAAUGUGCAGUGCUGUGUGCGCCAUGCUGACGUUGGCCAGCAUCGCUGUGUGGAAAAUGUUUGUGUUUCAUAAUCAUCAUCUCUCCCUUCAGUUUUAGCCGGAGUUCAGCUGGCGUUAGUAAGACGAUGAUUUAUUUACCCGUCGUUUCUGGCACGACGAAGUGUUGCUCAACGCUCAGGCACAUCGUUCCAAAUGUUUGCUUUUAGCCUUUUUUUUUAUUGCCCGCGGUCUACAAGUGGUCGGUCGGCGGUUUGCUCGCAGGAAUUAAGGGAAUAUUAACGAAGUUUAACUCGGCUCGACGCGGCUCUUGCAGAUGCCACGGUGUACCGUUGGACGCCUUCCGACAUUCAGAAAAGGAUUUCUUUUCACCAUCGUACCUUACGUUAGAAACACAGCAGCGGGAUUAAUACCACCUGAGAUCUGAGAACGGCGUAGUCAUCUGAGGGAUCGAGAUACGAGACACACACACACACACACAGAGGAAUGGCUGGCGGAGCUCCGGUGUCUCCUCGUCUCCUCAGGCCUGAGCGAGUGAAGCUGUGAGCCGGGCGGUGCAUUGUCACCGGAGAGGAAUGAUUUAGCAGGGUGGCACCAGCUGUGCACGUCAAAAAGAGGAGGAAGAGGAAGAAGAUGGGGGUUAAUGCCUCCAGCUAUCCUCACUCGUGCUCCCCCCGAUUCGGGGGACAUUCACCCACCCAGCAGACCUACAUAGGCACAUCCUAUGCACCCCAGGGUUAUGGAGUCGAGUCGAAGCUUUACAGCUUGGAGCAUUGCCCCGAGAAACCUCAGGACAAGAAGAAGAAGAGCUCGAGCCUGGCCACACUGAAGCGGCGCUUCAUUAAGCGGCGCAAGGCGAGCCGCUCGGCCGAUCACGCACGCCACAUGAGGGAUCUGCUCUCGGGCUGGGACGUACGCGACGUCGCCGCCCUGGUGGAGGAGUAUGAGGGCACGGCCGCGCUCAAGGAGCUCAGCAUGCAGGCGUGUCUGGCCCGCCCCGAGGCCCGCACCCUGCCCCGGGACCUGGCCUCUCUUUACCAGCACAAAUACUGCACAGACGUGGAGCUGAUCUUCCAGGACACGCGCUUCACCGCUCACCGAGCCGUCCUGGCCGCACGCUGCCCCUUCUUCAGGACUCUGCUGUCCUCAUCGCCGGGAUACAGCACCCAGCUGCUCCUGGACGUGGGCACGGCGGGGAUGGAUGCCUCCAUGUUCUCGGCGCUGCUGCGUUACCUGUACACGGGCGAGUUGGGUGCCGAAGACGCCCGCCUGCACAACGUGGACGUCUUAGUGCGGCUCAGUGAGGAGUUCGGGACGCCCAGCUCUCUGGAGACGGACAUGCGCGAGCUGCGGCAGAGAAUGUGCUACUACGACUCCGUGCUCUGCUUCUCGUCCGACUCCGAGCCGGACGAACCUUUCGGAGUGGACCCGAGCGGAGAGGAGGAGGAACUGAAGGCCCAUAAGGCCGUCCUAGCGGCGCGCUCGCCGUUCUUCCGGAACCUGCUGCAGCGGCGCGUGCGCGCGGCCGAAGAGGAGACGGUGCCAGCGCGCAUCGUCCUGAACGAGUCCAUCAUCCCGCGGAAGUAUGCCGGCGUGGUGCUGCACUGCAUGUACACGGACGCGGUGGAGCUGGAGCGCGUGGUGCGGAGCAGCCCCUCGGCCGGGAGUCUGGGUGAAGCUCAGGCUUUAGCUGCCGGGAAGGGAAGCAUGAGCAGAGCCGAGGAAGCCAUGGAGCUGUACCACAUCGCCCUGUUCCUCGAGUUCAGCAUGCUGGCACAGGGCUGUGAGGACAUCGUGGUGGAGAGCAUCUCUCUGGACUCGGUGGUUCCGAUCCUGAAGUGGAGCUCCCAGCCGUACGGGUCUAAGUGGGUCCAUCGUCAGGCCCUGCACUUCCUGUGUGAGGAGUUCAGUCACGUGAUGACGUCAGACGUCCUGUACGAACUGAACAAGGAGUACCUGCUGGGGGCCAUCCAGUCUGAUUACCUGCAGGCCAGCGAGCAGGAUGUCCUGAAGUACGUGGUGAAGUGGGGAGAACACCAGCUCAUCCGAAGGAUGGCCGAUCGAGAGCCCAACCUGCUGAGCGGCACGGCCCACAGUGUGAAUAAGCGCGGCGUGAAGAGGCGUGAUCUGGACCUGGAGGAGCUGAAGGAGAUCCUGUCCCCUCUGCUGCCCUGCGUGCGCACCGAACACAUCCUGCCCACCAACAGCGAGGUCCUCUCCGACACGCUGAAGCGAGGUCUGAUCAGCACGCCUCCGGCAGACAUGAUCCCCACGGUGGAGGGAGGAAAAGCCAACGCCUGGCUGAGGCAGAAGAGCGCUGGCAUCUACGUACGACCCCGCCUCUUCACUCCGUACGUGGACGAGGCCAAGGCCGUCCUGGACGAGAUGAUGGUGGAGCAGACGGACUUGGUGAGGCUGCGCAUGGUGCGCAUGUCCAACGUUCCCGACACUCUUUACAUGGUCAAUAACGCCGUACCCCAGUGCUGUCACAUGAUCAACCACCAGCAAAUGGCUGGCAGCCAGACGGCCCCGCCCUCAGUGGUGGCCAAUGAGAUACCAGUUCCCAGGCUAGCAGUGGUGAAGGAGAUGAUUCGGCGGCUGCACGAGCUGCGGCACACGGAGCAGGUACAGCGGGCGUACGCCCUGAACUGCGGUGAGGGAGCGACGGUCAGUUACGAGCUGCAGAUCCGAGUGCUCAGGGAGUUCAGCCUGCCUGAUGGAGCUGCAGAACUGCUUCAGAACCCGCACAAGUUCUUCCCUGACGAGCGUUUCGGAGAUGAGAGCCCAGUGCUGGCCCUGCGUCCAUCCGCUCGCUGUCGGGUUAACAGCACUCCGGCUGUGGAGAGCAUGUUCACAGACCUGCAGACCGUAAUGGGCCUCCAUCCGCCCCUGCCUCCUCCACCGCCGCCGUACCACCCCCCCACCACACAGCAGAUCCGGAGUGGCUGGAGGCCCCGCGUGCCCACCCAGCAGCCCUCACGCUCCUUAUCCUACCCAUGUAAUCACUCGCUGCUACACACACAGGCCUCCUCCAAAAUGGCCAGCCCCAUUUAUUCAGUCACGGGGGUCAAGGCCGUACCUCCGGACUGUACCAACCAGCAGGGGAGGGUCCUCAACCCCAACAAGAAAGGGAACAUGGAGCCGGUCAUCAACGAGUUCAUGCCGGACAUCGCCAUGGGCGUGUCGGCCAUGAGUCUGAAGGACCGCCGCCUUCCUGAGGUCACCAUGGAGGUGGAAGGUCGCGACCCCCGCCCUUUGGUCUCCACGGUUCCGCCCGUCUCUCAGUGUUUCUCCAGCCGCCACCCGCACUCAUCACGCAAGCGGCACGCGGCCGAGCCCAAACCCGACGCGCCGCAGCACACACACUUCCCCGACCUGUACGAACUCUACACGCACGGCCGCACCGACUCCGCGCACAGGCUCCACCUCGCCCUGGGAGCUCAGGCCAACCAGAGAGCGCCUCCUAAAGGAGAGACGGACCUGACCUGCGGCCUGAGCCCCGACACGGAACCGUACGAUGAGUGGAACCCGAGCCGAAGACUCGCCGGCGCCGGCGCGUCGGGGACGGGAGAAGAGGGAGGAGGGAUCGGGGCUCGAGAGCGCAGGUCGCCUAACAAACACGAAUACCUGUACAGGAAGUCGGCACUAUGACCCUGGAGAGAGACUCGAGAAGGCUUUAAGGCACAAAAUUUCAGAUUUAAUGCUGGGGUUUGAUUACAGGGCGGGGAAAUAUGAUGAAUAUAUAUAUCUUGUCCACGUUUUAUUUUCAAUAUUUAAACGCCCUCGAUAAGGGCGCUGAAGCUAAAACUCACUUGGGUUACUGACAAUCAGCGUAGAAUCGAGUCCCCGAGCCCGAGAGCCGUCACCGUGCGCUCCCGUUACGCUCGUUUUCCUCCGCCUGCGAGUCCAACACACUCUGAGCUGAGAGAAGGAGAGAGAGAGAGAAAUAUAUACUCACACAGACGUAUUAUGCAUUUAUCUUUGCUUAGGAAUAAACCGUGAAAUAAAAACGUCCAGGCAAUAAGUCACCUCAUCCAAACAUCACAUAAACACGAGGUUCAUUAACCACGCGCCGGGUUGAACUACCAGCACUGCGUUCAGCACUAAAGCGGGAACUAGCUUUCACUUCCCAUCAUAACCCUGAAAUGUAGAAUUGCUCGUCUUUUCAUCUAGAAGUCCGUGUUUACGGAUGGCUAGUUCGACAGACACGCUAACCUUCACACGCUUUAACAUCGCUGCUACGCGUUACCGCUCAAAAAUAUGCAAAAAAACACUCCAGACGAUUCGACUGACGCGUGAAUCCGGAACAGCGUCGGUGUUUUGCGCUCGCUGAUAUUGAUGACGUUCUGGAAGCUCCGCCCCCUUCCCCUUCCCCUCGUCUCACAUCGGUAGCUUAAUCCGCUCGCGCGCUUGUUUUAUUUCAUUAACUGGAAUCUCUGCGUGCGUUCCGCUUCACUAACGUCGUGGUUUUUCCUUCGUGAUAUUUCUUUUUACAUCCUGUUGUUAGGAUUAUGCAAAUUAGCACUGGGCAUCGUGACAGAACUGUAUCACGAUACAUCCCCAGGUGUUUCUGCGACACGCCGAAGUUGCGCCGCAUUUAAAAAUAAACCUUUUUAAAAAUGAGUUCGAGGAUACUUCUAUUUAAUACGUACGAAAAUACACGAGGUUAUUCGUCAUGAUAUCCCGGAGAAAUGUACCGCGGCGUAUCGUAUCGUAUCGUAUCGUAUCGCCCGGCUCAAACUCUAAACACAUCUAAUACGUUAAAAUGAUGACGAAUCACUAUGUGGAAACACACGUUAGUGUUCUUCUUUCUUUCAGCCCCUCAGUUUGAGAGCCGCUGCUCGGGUGUCAGUUACACGGCGUUAAUCAUCGACGGAUUUCUUAGCGUUUUUGUUUAUCUGGUGAAUUACGGCGGUUUAAAAUAAAGCACUCGAGAGCGCGAAUAACGCGGAACGUUUCCGAUCUUAAACACCCGAGCACGUGUGGAGUUUAAAAACAGUGAAAAGUCCCGGUUGUCACGGUUUUCGAGCUGCACGCACCUGGCCGCGUUCCUCCACGCUCCGGCGUUCUCACUUCACAACAGUCCACUCUUUCAUCUUCUGCCUCUUCCUUUUCUAUACGUAUACACACCUUACACUCAUCCUCCAGUACAUCUGCGUUUCAUCAUCAUCAUCAGUCCUGGAUGAGAACUCGUAUCUGUUUAUCGUUUUGUUUAGUUUUGAAUUCGCCUUUUUGAUGACCUCACACGCGAACCCACCUUCAUCCUGCGUCGAAGCCGGAGAUCUCACAUGCUGCGUCGAGUAACCUCGAUGAACACCACUAUAGCAGCCUGAACUUCAGUCGCCUCAGAUUCCUCUCUUCCUAUCCUUUCUGAGAAUAACAAAAGGAUAAUCUCUCUGAUGCAGUCGCUGAUGCGUGAUAUAUGCAGCUUUACACUGUUUAUUUCAUGUUUCAUGGUACUGUAACGUUACGCUCACCUGUGCAAGCUGGAAUCAGGGAUCUGUCUCGUCUCGUCUCCUCGUCUCGCUCGUAAGGAAGGCUCUCCUCCUCUCCUCCUCUCCUCUCCUCUCCUCUCCUCCUCUCCCCUCGUCUCGUCUAGCCCAGUCCGCUGCCGAGUGCAGUGCUUUCUGCCUUUCCGUUAAAAAGAAAGAAGUCAGUGUUUUAUUAGUAGGGCCUGCGUCAUUUUGUUUUUAUUAUUUAUUUUUAAGCGCAGACUCGUAAUGCUGCAAGGCCUGGACGCUAGGACGCUAGGACGCUACACCUCUACCUCUGUUUUACCUGUCCCCGCUUCUGUGUUGUGGAACUCGGAUCGUUUCAGAACUCGUCAAUCAGCCUUAUUUUUUUAAACCUAUAAUCUCCGGAAUCGUCUUUACACCUGCAUCAGGUGAGUAAUGAGGGUUCAGUGAUGCUGCCCGGACCUUACCAUUCACACCGUUAAUCUAAACCGGAGUUGACGCGAACGAGCGACACGUGGGGUUUUCUACGUACGUGCCUGACACCGAGCCGCCGCCGCCGCCGCCGCCGCCGCUUCAGAGACGCAAGACAAGACGUUUGAAAGAAAUUUUCUCAUUUCUAUGCAAAUUAGCUGUGAGGCCGUAGAGAAGCGGCGCACCCGAGCGAUUGGCCGGAACCGUACGGAACAGCGCGCGCGGUCCGACGCGUCGUCGGUUCCCUUAUUAGUUCUGCAAAAACGCUAGAAGGACUUGGCGCCGUACACCACCGCGUAUUACGGAGAACAAUAAGGUUUGGAAGAAAGGGAGCAGCGGGUUAUGGAGGGUGACUCGGGUCAAAGGUUACGUCGGUAGUAGCUAGCUAGCUGACUAGCGUGAAUUCGAGGAUGUAACGUAACGUAAAUCAAACAGGUACGGAGAAGACGACUCGCCGUAUACCAAAAGCGAUUCACUUUCUGCAGGUGAGUCGAUUCCGAGUCGAUUCACCUCCUCGUUAGAGUUCACUGGGACGAUUCAGAGAGAGAUUUACUCGUUUAUUCGAUCAUUUCAGAAAGAUUUCGCUGUGUGAAUCUGAGCACUAAACACGGGUGUACUCUCACGUGACCGAACGUGCUGCGAGGAAUUGUUAAGGGCUUGCCUUCGCAACAAUAAGGAUAGAAAUCUUGUGUGUGUGUGUCUUUCUAAUUUACUUUUCAUUCUUUACUCCUCUCUCUGUUCCCUCGUUCUUUUUAUCCUUCCAUUUUCUCUAUCCUUUCUUUCUUCGUCUCUCUCGUUUCUCUUUUUAUCCCUUCAUCUCUUUUUCAGCCGUUCCCCCACCCUGUUGUCACUCUUCCUUUUCAACCAUCCGCUCUUCUUCUUCUUCUCGUUUUUCCAUCCUCUUUUACUUUCCGAUCUUUCGUCUUGUCCUCUCAGUACACACGCGUUUUAUCUUUUUUACUUUCUAUUUCCUUUCUCUUUCCUCGUCGUGCUUUCCAUCCUUCAGUCUACUUUUCUUUCGGUUCGUUUCAUCAUUUUUCCUUCCUCUCGUCUCCUUAAUCCCCUCCGUCCGUCUUUUUACCUCUCGCACGUGAUCAUUUCCCCCCUUCUUCUUCUCCCUACUCGAUUUCAACCUCUGUUUUUCCGUCCUGUCUGUUUUCCUCUCCUCUGUUUUUCAGUUUCAUUUAUUCCUGUCUCUCCUUACUCUACAUCCUUUUAUCUCUCAUUCCUGUCCGUUCUUCCUUCCUUUUCCUUUUCUCUCUAUCCAUCUUUCCCCAUCUGUUCCAUGCUGAUGUGUGUGUGAGAUACGAGCUGAUGAUAUCAUCUCGUGCACACAGACACCGCUCAGUCCUGUUACAGCUCUGUGUGUGUGUGUGUGUGUGUGUGUGUGUGUGUGUGUGUGUGUGUGUGUGUGUGUGAGAGAGAGAGAGAGAGGGACUACAUUACAGUCAGAACAGACCUGCAGGGGUCUGGUGAUUGAGGUUUAAACCCAGGCUGGUCAUUAGCUGAUAAAUGAAUCCUGCACUACAUUUCAGAGUAACUCCUCCGCGUCUCUCAGAGUGUGUACCGUGUUCUCCGAGUUCUGUUGCCCGACCCGGGUCCGGACGGGUCUGUCUGCACGGCUGGGUUAAGCGUCGGUCAGUGAGAGGGAAAUAAACGCACGUUCCGGUGUAAUCGCUGAUCUCCGCGUGCUUUAGCCUGCUUUAGCUUUUCUCUCUGAUGAUAUCCGAGUGCCUUCAUGCCCGAGGCCGGGCGUGUCCUCCUCCUCCUCUUCCUCCUCCUCCUCCUCCUCCUCCUCUCUGUCUUAUGCAAGCCAUUUCUACAAGCCUGCGUCUCUCUGUAGGCCCGUAGCCCAGGCUCUCGUCUACACAGAGGCUCAUUUUGUUUCCUUUUCUUUCUUUCUUGUUUAGCUUUUUGUUUUCUUUUCAUUUAUUCAAAGAAUAUUUUUCAAGAUUUUUGGUACCUUUGAAGAGAAGCCUUGUAGUUCUGACGUGUGAAAAAGUGUAAAGAUUUAUAUAUAAAUAUCUAUAGAAGACGUGAUUCGGUGUAUAUACACACGCAUAUAAAUAUAUAUAUAUAUAUAUAUAUACACCAGGAGCAAAGCUUUUCUUUUACAUUCUUGUACGGACUUCUCGAGAGAAGUGUCUAUUUUUCUACUCUUCUCUGCGCCGGGGUGUAACGGAGAUCUUCUCUCUGCAGUUAGAUGGAAAUAAACGGCUUUGACACAAACGCCUCGUCUCCGUUCAUCUCUCUUCUUCAUCGCGUGGCGCCGACGGCGAAACACAGUCUGUACUUUCUCUGAAACACCGUCAUGUUUAUUAUUACGUUCUGUUCCCUUCUCAUCCUUCCAUCUUUUUUUAAUAAUAAUAAUCAGGGAAGGGGCGGGGCUACGAGCCAUCUCAGUUUGUGAUGUCACUACAUGGAGUAAAACUCCACAGAUGUUGACAGAGCCAAGAUGGAGGCCGGCGUGGUAACUGGGAAGCCUGUGUGCUAAGCUAUACGGCUAACUCGUCAGCUAGUGCCGAACUGAUAGCAGUUGCUAUGGUAACAGGUAUGUGUUAAAAAUU